AAUUCUCAUAUCCCUGACUCUUGAAUGAAGAAACUACAAGCUGUUUCUCACAUUUCAGCUCACAUUUAAAAUAUAAAAAUGGAUAGGUUAAUGAGAUUAGGAGCGGGUGGGGGACUUCAGGGAUUUGGACAACAACCCCAGUCUGAUGCUCCCAUGGUUGACACAGCAGAACAAGUUUAUAUUUCAUCGUUAGCUUUAUUAAAGAUGUUGAAACAUGGCAGGGCUGGCGUACCAAUGGAAGUCAUGGGUUUGAUGCUCGGAGAAUUUGUUGAUGAUUAUACGGUCAGAGUGAUUGAUGUGUUUGCAAUGCCUCAGUCUGGCACUGGAGUCAGUGUUGAAGCUGUGGAUCCGGUGUUUCAAGCCAAGAUGUUGGACAUGCUGAAACAGACUGGAAGGCCUGAAAUGGUGGUAGGUUGGUACCAUUCCCAUCCUGGCUUCGGUUGCUGGCUAUCUGGUGUGGAUAUCAACACCCAACAAAGUUUCGAAGCGUUGUCCGAACGAGCUGUUGCCGUCGUGGUCGAUCCGAUUCAGAGCGUUAAAGGAAAGGUUGUCAUCGAUGCUUUCCGACUGAUCAACCCCAACAUGAUGGUCUUGGGCCACGAACCUCGGCAGACAACGUCUAACCUUGGACAUUUACAGAAGCCUUCCAUACAGGCUUUGAUUCACGGUUUGAACAGACAUUACUACUCGAUUGCCAUCAACUACAGAAAGAAUGAACUUGAACAGAAAAUGCUGCUUAACCUGCAUAAAAGAAGUUGGAUCGAUGGCCUGACUUUGACAGAUUACAGCGAGCAUUGUAAAGUGAAUGAAGAUACCGUCACUAAUAUGCUGCAGUUGGCCAAAAAUUAUAAAAAGGCUCUCGAAGAAGAAGAAAAGAUGACGCCGGAACAACUUGCGAUAAAAAAUGUUGGAAAACAAGAUCCAAAACGUCAUUUGGAAGAAAAAGUCGAUACUUUGAUGACAAAUAACAUAACGCAGUGCCUCGGAGCCAUGAUUGAUACUGUUGUCUUUAAAUAAACCACUUGAUAGCGCUGUCAACAUUUUUGUACCCUCGAAUUAUAAAAAUAUUAAAUGGCACCGAGAAGCUUAAACUUUCUGCACAUUGAACAUUCAAAUGAUGUCUGUCACAGUUCCCUCUGUUUAGUUUUCAAAAACCAAAUAUUUAGAUGGCCACUUGGUGGCAGCCCAACAUCGUUUUUAUUAAUAUUUAUUCAUCCACAACCCUCUUACCAAAUUGCAACAGCCCCGUGCAGCUCAGUGUGGGUGUUGUAGUUUGAUAUUCAGUACACUGGUUUUAAUACAAGAGAGCAAUGCUCCUAUUCGAUAAAUACAAACCAGUCUUUGCCACCCUGUGUGUAAGAGAAUGUGAAGGUUAAGGAUGUCAGUAUUUACCAAACUAUUCUAGAAUAACACAGAAAAAAUCAUUUCGCAACCUUCUGAAUUGUGAUUAACUGAAUUGGAAAAACCGAUUUGAAUACAACGCUAAACAGAGACGAUAAGGACAUCCUUAUCCAAGAUCAUAUAUCGGGUUUCCCUGAAAAUAAGACUUUCAAUUUUCUUUCGAAACAUAACACUAGAACUUAUUUUUGGGGGAUGUCUUUGUUUUUAAUUUAUCAAAAUUACAAAGUAGAGAAUUACAAAAUUUCCAGUUAUACAAAAUAUGAAAACUGAUAUCCAUUUACUUAAAUAACCCGUUUUCCCCUCUCACACGUUUUAAAUUAAUCAUUUAAAAUGUGUAGAAGAGAUUUCUUGCUAUCAACUAGGUCAAAAAAAAAAAUCGCGCUAUUGAUAAGGUCUUUAUUUAUUUAUGAAAAUCAUUCUCAAAAUUCAGGCUAGGUCCUAUUUUCGGUGAAACACUGUAAAAUUG
Messenger RNA from Styela clava, 1867 nucleotides. Its product is annotated as 26S proteasome non-ATPase regulatory subunit 14. The record is from RefSeq and is a predicted model, not a curated record. Gene Ontology annotation, molecular function: protein binding; metallopeptidase activity. Lineage: Eukaryota; Metazoa; Chordata; Ascidiacea; Stolidobranchia; Styelidae.